AUGACCCCCCCGCGCCUCGAGUUCGGCGGCACGCCCGGCGUCGUCGCCAUCGUCCUCCUCUCCCACCUCGCCGCCUUCUACGUGCUCCUCUGCGUCUGCGCGCACGGCGGCGCGCUCUUCCUGCCAACCUCCCCGAACGCGCUCCUCGCCGACCUCCGCGCGCACGCGACGCCGACGCCGGCGACGGUCGCGGCGUACCUCGGCUUCCUCGCAACGCAGGCGGUCCUCGCGAUGACGCUCCCGGGGGCAAUCGUCCUCGGGCUCCCGAUCGAGACGGAGCCGUUCGACGUCGUGUACGAAGCGCCGCUUCGACUCGAGUACAGAUGCAACGCGCUCGCGGGGUGGUGGGUCACGCUCGUCGCCCUCGGCGCGCUCGUCUACUUCCGCGGCGACGCGCCGCUGCUGUGGAUCGCGGACAACUGGGGCCGCCUGAUGACGACCGCGAUCGUCGUCGCGGAUAUCGCGUCCGUCGUCGCGUACGUCUCGGCGACGAUCUACGACUGGUUCACCGGCGCGGAGCUCAACCCGCGCGUCUUCAGCGGGAGGCUCGAUCUGAAGAUGUGGAGCGAGAUUCGAGUGUCGUGGGUCACGCUGUUCGUGUUGACGCUCGCCGCGGCCGCGAAAGCCGGGUUUAACUCGUCCUCGAUGUUGCUGCUGACCGCGCACUGGCUGUACGCGAACGCGUGUCAGAAGGGCGAGGAGAGCGUGCCGUUCACGUUAGAUAUAUUCCACGAGAAGUGGGGGUGGAUGUUGAUCUUCUGGAACCUCGCGGGUGUUCCUUUUCUGUACUCCGCGAACGCGUUCUUCAUCGCGCACGCGAGCGCGGCCGCCGACGCCGCGUGGGGCGACGACGUAACGGACGUGUACGAGCCGUUAUCCAUCCUCGCGUCGCUCAGCGUGCUCUUCGUGCUGCUGGUCGCGUACUACGUCUGGGAUACCGCGCAGUCGCAGCGGACGCGGUUCAGGAUGCAACGCCAGGGGACCUACGUCCCGAGAGGCGCGCUCGCGUUCCCGUCGUUGCCGUGGGGGAUGCUGACGGACCCGACGUUCAUCGAAACGCGCGUCGGGAGUCCGUUACUCACGUCCGGGUGGAUCGGCCGCGCGAACAAGAUCCACUACACCGCGGACUUCAUCAUGGCCACGUGCUGGGCGCUAUCCUGCGGGGUAACGCCCUGGUUCCGCGCGUUACCGUGGACGUACCCCACGUUCUUCGGGUUCAUGAUCGCGCACCGCGCGGGCCGCGACGAACGGCGGUGCGCGGAAAAGUACGGCGAGGACUGGACGCGGUACAGGGAGAUCGUACCGCACCGGUUCGUCCCGGGCUGGUUUUGA
Messenger RNA from Micromonas pusilla CCMP1545, 1332 nucleotides. RefSeq lists its product as uncharacterized. Gene Ontology annotation, molecular function: Delta24(24-1) sterol reductase activity. Gene Ontology annotation, biological process: ergosterol biosynthetic process. The transcript is spliced from 3 exons. The coding region runs from base 1 to 1332 and encodes 443 amino acids. Gene Ontology annotation, cellular component: endoplasmic reticulum membrane. The record is from RefSeq and is a predicted model, not a curated record. NCBI's taxonomy places the organism in Eukaryota, Viridiplantae, Chlorophyta, Mamiellophyceae, Mamiellales, Mamiellaceae.